Molecule: messenger RNA, 432 nt
Organism: Dioscorea cayenensis subsp. rotundata (Guinea yam)
Lineage: Eukaryota; Viridiplantae; Streptophyta; Magnoliopsida; Dioscoreales; Dioscoreaceae
Product: protein-lysine N-methyltransferase rrg1-like
Exons: 1
Coding region: 1-432 (143 amino acids)
Source: RefSeq, a predicted model, not a curated record
AUGGCCGCCGACUCCGAUGAGGACGAUCAAGAGAAUGCUCCCCAUCUCCUCCCACUCCUCCAAGAUCAACACCAAGACCACUCUUCUCUAUCGGAGCACCAGCAGGAGCACUACCUCAACUCCAUCUCUGCCUUACUAUCCAUCCGCCAGCUCAAAUCACAAGGUCUUUCGUUCCAGCUCUGGCCCGCCGCCCACUCUCUCGUCUCCCUUCUCGACUCCAACCCCCAAGCCCUCCUCCCUCUCAAUCCAAACCUCCGAAUCCUCGAGCUCGACUCCGGCACUGGCCUCCUCGAUCUUGCUGCCGCCGCCAUUCUCCUCGCCAACGUCACCCUCACUGACCUCCCCCACGUCCUCCCCAAUCUCGGUUUCAACGCCGACUCCAACGCCAGUACCAUCACAACUCCGCCUCAUCUUCAUCACCUUAAAUCCUAA